Molecule: messenger RNA, 5930 nt
Organism: Salarias fasciatus (jewelled blenny)
Lineage: Eukaryota; Metazoa; Chordata; Actinopteri; Blenniiformes; Blenniidae
Product: myosin heavy chain, fast skeletal muscle-like
Exons: 39
Coding region: 1-5811 (1936 amino acids)
Cellular component (GO): myosin II complex; cytoplasm; myosin filament
Molecular function (GO): actin filament binding; microfilament motor activity; ATP binding
Source: RefSeq, a predicted model, not a curated record
AUGAGUUCGGACCCGGAAAUGGAGUGUUUUGGCCCGGCGGCCGUAUACCUCCGGAAGCCAGAAAAAGAGCGGCUUGAAGCUCAAAACACUCCAUUUGAUGCUAAAACCGCCUAUUUUGUCACUGAACCAAGCGAGAUGUACCUCAAGGGGAAACUUACCAAGAGAGAGGGCGGCAAAGCCACCGUGGAGACGCUCACUGGGAAGACUUUGACGGUGAAGGAGGAUGAAAUCUUCCCCAUGAACCCGCCGAAGUUUGACAAGAUUGAGGACAUGGCCAUGAUGACCCACCUCAGUGAGCCCGCUGUGCUGUACAACCUCAAAGAGCGCUAUGCAGCAUGGAUGAUCUACACCUACUCUGGGCUGUUCUGCGUCACUGUGAACCCCUACAAGUGGCUCCCAGUGUACGAUGCCGUGGUUGUUGCUGGAUACAGAGGCAAGAAGAGGAUUGAGGCUCCCCCCCACAUCUUCUCCAUCUCUGAUAACGCCUAUCAGUUCAUGCUCCAAGAUAGAGAAAAUCAGUCCAUCCUGAUUACCGGAGAAUCUGGUGCAGGAAAGACUGUCAACACCAAACGUGUGAUCCAGUACUUUGCAACAAUCGCAGUUGCUUCAGGCAAGAAAGCCGAGGCUGUUAGUGGAAAAAUGCAGGGGUCCCUGGAAGAUCAAAUCAUUGCAGCCAACCCCCUGCUGGAAGCUUAUGGCAAUGCCAAGACUGUGAGGAAUGACAACUCUUCUCGAUUUGGGAAAUUCAUCAGAAUUCACUUCGGGUCAACUGGAAAGCUGGCUUCAGCUGAUAUUGAAACAUAUCUGCUGGAGAAGUCUCGGGUGACCUUCCAGCUGUCUGCUGAGAGGAGCUAUCACAUCUUCUACCAGCUCACAACAGGCCACAAGCCUGAGCUGAUAGAGGCUCUUCUGAUCACCACCAACCCUUAUGACUAUCCCAUGAUCAGUCAGGGUGAAAUCACCGUCAAGAGUAUUGAUGACAUUGAAGAAUUCAUUGCCACUGAUACUGCUAUCGACAUCCUGGGCUUCAAUUCAGAAGAAAAGGCGAGCAUGUAUAAGCUGACUGGAGCUGUGAUGCAUCACGGAAACAUGAAGUUCAAGCAGAAGCAGCGAGAGGAGCAGGCUGAGCCCGAUGGCACUGAGGUGGCUGAUAAAAUCGCAUACCUCAUGGGCCUGAACUCUGCUGACCUGCUGAAAGCCCUGUGCUACCCUCGAGUGAAGGUUGGGAACGAGUUUGUGACCAAAGGGCAAACUGUUCCUCAGGUCAACAAUGCGGUCUCAGCUCUCUGCAAGUCUGUCUAUGAGAAGAUGUUCUUGUGGAUGGUGGUCAGAAUCAAUGAGAUGCUGGAUACCAAACAGCCAAGAAGCUUCUUUAUUGGUGUCCUGGACAUCGCUGGCUUUGAAAUCUUUGAUUUCAACAGCUUGGAGCAGCUGUGCAUCAACUUCACCAAUGAAAAACUGCAACAGUUCUUCAACCACCACAUGUUUGUCCUGGAGCAAGAAGAGUACAAGAAAGAGGGAAUUGAAUGGGAGUUUAUUGACUUUGGUAUGGACUUGGCUGCUUGCAUUGAGCUUAUCGAGAAGCCAAUGGGCAUCUUCUCCAUCCUAGAAGAGGAGUGCAUGUUCCCCAAGGCUACAGACACAACCUUCAAGAACAAACUGUAUGAUCAGCAUCUUGGAAAAAGUGCCCCCUUCCAGAAACCAAAACCUGCCAAAGGCAAGGCUGAGGCGCAUUUCGCUCUGGUGCACUAUGCUGGCACUGUUGACUACAACGUUAUGGGCUGGCUGGACAAGAACAAGGACCCCCUGAAUGACUCCGUGGUUCAGCUCUACCAGAAGUCUUCAGUCAAGCUGUUGGCCUUGCUUUAUGCUUCUCAUGCCGCAGCAGACGCUGAGGGAGGUGGCAAAAAAGGCGGCAAGAAAAAGGGUGGCUCUUUCCAGACAGUGUCUGCUCUGUUCAGGGAGAAUUUGGGCAAGCUGAUGACCAAUCUAAGGAGCACCCACCCUCAUUUCGUGCGCUGCUUGAUUCCAAAUGAAUCAAAAACACCUGGUCUGAUGGAGAACUUCCUGGUCAUCCACCAGCUGAGGUGUAACGGUGUGCUGGAAGGCAUCAGGAUCUGCAGGAAAGGCUUCCCCAGCAGAAUCCUCUACGGUGACUUCAAGCAGAGAUACAAAGUCCUGAAUGCCAGUGUCAUCCCCGAGGGGCAGUUCAUCGACAAUAAGAAGGCCUCAGAGAAACUGCUGGGCUCCAUUGACGUCGAUCAUACUCAGUACAAAUUUGGACACACUAAGGUGUUCUUCAAAGCUGGUCUGCUGGGAUUUCUGGAGGAGAUGAGAGAUGAAAAACUUGCUAUCCUGGUCACAAUGACUCAGGCUCUGUGCAGAGGUUUCCUCAUGAGAAGAGAGUUUGUCAAGAUGAUGGAGCGCAGAGAGGCAAUUUACUCGAUUCAGUACAACAUUCGCUCGUUCAUGAACGUCAAAACGUGGCCAUGGAUGAAGCUGUACUUCAAGAUCAAGCCUCUGCUGAAGAGUGCAGAGACUGAGAAGGAGAUGGCUCAAAUGAAAGAGGACUUUGAAAAGACCAAAGAGGAGCUGGCAAAGGCUCUCGCCAAGAAGAAGGAACUAGAGGAGAAGAUGGUUUCUCUGCUGCAGGAGAAGAAUGACUUGCAACUCCAAAUCGCAUCUGAAGGUGAAAACCUCGCUGAUGCAGAGGAAAGGUGUGAGGGCCUCAUCAAAGCAAAAAUCCAACUGGAGGCUAAAGUCAAAGAGACAAGUGAGCGGCUGGAGGAUGAGGAGGAAAUAAAUGCUGAACUGACUGCAAAGAAGAGGAAGCUGGAGGACGAGUGCUCUGAGCUGAAGAAAGACAUCGAUGACUUGGAGCUCACCCUGGCCAAAGUGGAGAAGGAGAAACAUGCCACCGAGAACAAGGUUAAAAACCUGGUUGAAGAAAUGGCUUCCCUUGAUGAGACCAUUGCCAAGUUAACCAAAGAGAAGAAAGCCCUCCAAGAGGCCCAUCAGCAGACCCUCGAUGAUCUGCAGGCAGAGGAAGACAAAGUCAACACUCUGACCAAAGCCAAGACCAAGCUGGAGCAGCAAGUGGACGACCUUGAAGGUUCCUUGGAGCAAGAAAAGAAGCUUCGCAUGGACCUUGAGCGAGCUAAAAGAAAGCUUGAAGGUGAUCUUAAACUGGCCCACGAAACCAUCAUGGACCUGGAGAAUGACAAGCAGCAGUCUGACGAGAAAUUAAAGAAGAAGGACUUUGAAACGAGCCAGCUUAUCAGUAAAAUAGAGGAUGAACAAUCCCUGAGUGCUCAGCUACAAAAGAAGAUCAAAGAACUUCAGGCUCGCAUUGAGGAGCUGGAGGAGGAGAUCGAGGCCGAGAGAGCAGCUCGGGCCAAGGUGGAGAAGCAAAGGUCUGACCUCUCCAGGGAACUGGAGGAGAUCAGCGAGAGGCUCGAAGAAGCUGGAGGAGCAACGUCUGUCCAGAUCGAGAUGAACAAGAAGCGCGAGGCCGAGUUUCAGAAGCUGCGCCGUGAUCUUGAAGAAUCCACCCUGCAGCACGAGGCCACCGCCGCCGCUCUCCGCAAGAAGCAGGCCGACAGUGUGGCAGAGCUGGGGGAGCAGCUUGAUAACCUCCAGAGGGUCAAGCAGAAGCUGGAGAAAGAGAAAAGCGAAUACAAGAUGGAGAUUGAUGAUCUCAGCAGCAACAUGGAGUCUGUUGCUAAAUCAAAGGCAAAUUUGGAGAAAAUGUGUCGCACUCUUGAAGAUCAGUUAAGUGAGAUGAAGACAAAGAAUGAAGAACACGUCCGACAGCUUAACGACAUUGGGGUACAAAGGGCAAGGCUGCAAACAGAAAAUGGUGAAUUCAGUCGCCAGCUGGAGGAAAAAGAAGCCCUCAUCUCUCAGCUGACUAGAAGCAAGCAGGCUUUCACUCAGCAGAUCGAGGAGCUCAAGAGACAUGUUGAAGAGGAAGUUAAAGCGAAGAACGCCCUGGCUCACGCCGUCCAGUCGGCUCGUCAUGACUGUGACCUGCUCAGAGAGCAGUACGAGGAGGAGCAGGAGGCCAAAGCUGAGCUGCAGCGCUCAAUGUCCAAGGCCAACAGCGAAGUGGCUCAGUGGAGAACCAAAUAUGAGACUGAUGCCAUUCAGCGCACCGAGGAACUGGAGGAAGCAAAGAAAAAGCUCGCCCAGCGCCUUCAGGAUGCAGAGGAGUCCAUCGAGGCUGUGAAUGCAAAAUGUGCCUCUCUGGAAAAAACCAAACAGAGGCUGCAUGGUGAAGUGGAGGACCUGAUGAUCGAUGUGGAGAGAGCAAACGCACUCGCUGCCACUCUGGACAAGAAGCAGAGGAACUUUGACAAGGUUCUUGCAGAGUGGAAACAGAAGUACGAAGAGAGCCAGGCUGAGCUGGAGGGAGCUCAGAAGGAGGCUCGAUCUCUCAGCACUGAAAUGUUCAAGCUGAAAAAUUCAUAUGAAGAAGCUCUGGAUCACCUGGAGACUCUGAAGAGGGAGAAUAAGAAUCUGCAACAGGAGAUCUCAGAUCUAACUGAGCAAAUCGGUGAGAGUGGAAAAACCAUCCAUGAACUGGAGAAAGGGAAAAAGACUGUGGAGACAGAGAAGUCUGAACUCCAGACUUCACUUGAGGAGGCAGAGGCCACCCUGGAGCACGAGGAAUCAAAGAUUCUCCGCAUUCAGCUUGAACUCACACAAGUCAAGAGUGAAAUCGACAGGAAACUUGCAGAAAAGGAUGAGGAGAUUGAACAGAUCAAGAGGAACAGCCAGAGGGUGAUUGAGUCCAUGCAGACCACUCUGGAUGCUGAGGUCAGGAGCAGGAACGACGCCCUGAGAAUCAAGAAGAAGAUGGAGGGAGACCUCAACGAGAUGGAGAUCCAGCUGAGCCACGCCAACCGCCAGGCCGCUGAAGCCCAGAAACAGCUGAGGAACGUGCAGGGACAGCUCAAGGAUGCCCAGCUGCACCUGGAUGAAGCCAUCAGAGGCCAAGAAGAAAUGAAGGAGCAGGUCGCGAUGGUGGAGCGCAGGAACAACCUGAUGAUGGCUGAGAUCGAGGAGCUGAGAGUUGCUCUGGAGCAGACCGACAGGAGCCGCAAAAUAGCAGAGCAGGAGCUGGUGGAUGCCAGCGAGCGUGUGACUCUGCUGCACUCUCAGAAUACCAGCCUGAUCAACACCAAGAAGAAGCUGGAGGCUGACCUCAUACAGGUCCAGGGUGAAGUGGAGGAUUCUGUCCAGGAAGCAAGAAAUGCUGAAGAAAAGGCGAAGAAGGCCAUCACUGAUGCUGCCAUGAUGGCUGAGGAGCUGAAGAAAGAGCAGGACACCAGCGCUCAUCUGGAGAGGAUGAAGAAGAACCUGGAGGUGACUGUGAAGGACCUGCAGCACCGCCUGGACGAAGCUGAAAAUCUGGCCAUGAAGGGCGGCAAGAAGCAGCUCCAGAAACUGGAGGCCAGGGUUCGUGAACUUGAGGGUGAAGUCGACGCAGAACAGAAACGUGGCGCUGAUGCAAUCAAGGGAGUGCGGAAAUACGAGAGAAGAGUUAAAGAACUCACCUACCAGACUGAGGAGGAUAAGAAGAAUAUCGCCAGACUUCAGGAUCUCGUUGACAAGCUGCAGCUGAAAGUGAAAUCCUACAAGCGACAGGCUGAGGAGGCUGAGGAACAGGCCAACUCUCACCUGACCAGGUACAGGAAGGUGCAGCAUGAAAUGGAGGAGGCUCAGGAACGGGCUGACAUUGCCGAAUCGCAGGUCAACAAGCUCAGAGCCAAGAGCCGUGAAAUGGUCAAGACCAAGGAUGAGGAGUGAUGAAGAGAUCAUCGACACAGCAGUGACAAGAAGUCAUACAAUAUGAGCUACUUGCUUACUGUUGUAUGUUAAACAUGUUGUAAUCACCUAAAAUAAAUACAAGAUAGUUUGUUGCACCA